AAAGCCCUUGCCAGUAUCACAAACAGGCCACCUAUAAAUACUGCAACUUACCUCGUUUUCGCCGUCCCUCUUCAGCCAACAAUCUCUAUUUCUCUUCGCUCUACCUCUUCAUUCCUCCCAUGGCAGCCGCCGCUGGUUCUUCGGUAUCCAUGCGGUAUGCAAACAGAAUCUCUAGUCUGAAAUCAUUUUCACUUCCAAACCAGAGAAGUUUCCUGUCCUUUAGGGUGCGGCCAGUUCCAACUCGCCUUCGGGUUUCUUGCGCUGCCAAGCCUGAAACAGUAGAAAAGGUGUGUGCAAUAGUGAAGAAACAGCUGGCAUUAUCACCUGAAACUGUUGUUACUGGCGAAUCAAAAUUUUUAGCCCUUGGAGCAGAUUCUCUUGAUACGGUUGAGAUUGUUAUGGGACUUGAAGAGGAAUUCGAUAUUAGUGUGGAAGAGGAGAGUGCCCAGAGCAUCGCAACAGUUCAGGAUGCUGCUGAUCUUAUUGAGAAACUUGUUGAGAAGAAGAGUGCUUAGAAGAAAAGCUCACCAGAACUAGAAAUCUUUUUCUGCCAUUAUGCUUUUUGUUGGCCUGCUGUAGGAUUGUUCGUCAAUCUUCGUGUGCACUUUGUUUUCGAUGGUUUCAUCUAGAAAAACUCGUAAAUUGCUCAACUAUUAAUCCUUGUAUUGUGAAAUUUUGCUGGUGUAGUUUUUAUAAGAAUGAAGUCUUUCAUGCUAAA
Molecule: messenger RNA, 718 nt
Organism: Hevea brasiliensis (rubber tree)
Lineage: Eukaryota; Viridiplantae; Streptophyta; Magnoliopsida; Malpighiales; Euphorbiaceae
Product: acyl carrier protein 1, chloroplastic
Exons: 4
Coding region: 120-515 (131 amino acids)
Biological process (GO): fatty acid biosynthetic process
Molecular function (GO): acyl carrier activity
Source: RefSeq, a predicted model, not a curated record